GGUUGGUUGGCUUGGCGGGACCGGGGACGCUAGUUUCUGGACAUGCAGCACACGGUUGAAGUUCGGCACGGAUUUUCGACGCACCAAGCAAGCGUCUGGUCGUCCUUUGCAUCAAUUUUACUGAACGGAUCUUCGUAGCCGCCAGUCAAUCGCCCACGUCUCACUCCGUCAGCGAUCCUCCAUAAGUCAACAUGGCCGAGCAACUUGUUCUUCGCGGCACCCUCGAGGGCCACUCCGGCUGGGUCACCAGCCUGGCUACCUCGCUUGAGAACCCCAACAUGCUCCUGUCGGCAUCGCGCGACAAGACCCUGAUCAUCUGGAACUUGACCCGCGACGAGACCUCAUACGGCUACCCCAAGCGCAGCCUUCACGGUCACUCGCACAUUGUCUCCGACUGUGUCAUCUCCUCCGACGGUGCCUACGCCCUGUCCUCGUCCUGGGACAAGACCCUCCGCCUGUGGGAGCUUUCCACCGGUCAGACCACCCGCCGCUUUGUCGGCCACACCAACGACGUUCUGUCCGUCUCCUUCUCGGCCGACAACCGCCAGAUCGUUUCCGCUUCGCGUGACCGCACCAUCAAGCUGUGGAACACCCUCGGUGACUGCAAGUACACCAUCACCGACAAGGGCCACACCGACUGGGUCUCCUGCGUCCGCUUCUCGCCCAACCCCCAGAACCCCGUCAUCGUCUCCGCUGGCUGGGACAAGCUCGUCAAGGUUUGGGAGCUCGCCACUUGCCGCAUCCAGACUGACCACAUCGGUCACACCGGCUACAUCAACACCGUCACCAUCUCCCCCGACGGUUCCCUCUGCGCCUCCGGUGGCAAGGACGGUACCACCAUGCUCUGGGACCUGAACGAGAGCAAGCACCUCUACUCGCUCAACGCCGGUGACGAGAUCCACGCCCUUGUCUUCUCUCCCAACCGCUACUGGCUGUGCGCCGCCACCGCCUCGAGCAUCAUCAUCUUCGAUCUCGAGAAGAAGAGCAAGGUUGACGAGCUCAAGCCCGAGUACGUCGAGGUUGGCAAGAAGAGCAGAGAGCCCGAGUGUGUCUCGCUCGCCUGGUCCGCCGACGGUCAGACCCUCUUCGCCGGUUACACCGACAACAAGAUCCGCGCCUGGGGCGUCAUGUCGAGAGCUUAAAUGCUUUUUUGAUGUAACAAACUAUCCAAAGGGGAGGAGAAGCAGGAGAUGUUGACUG
Molecule: messenger RNA, 1200 nt
Organism: Aureobasidium subglaciale EXF-2481
Lineage: Eukaryota; Fungi; Ascomycota; Dothideomycetes; Dothideales; Saccotheciaceae
Exons: 5
Coding region: 192-1142 (316 amino acids)
Biological process (GO): positive regulation of protein phosphorylation; rescue of stalled cytosolic ribosome
Cellular component (GO): nucleus; cytosol
Molecular function (GO): ribosome binding; protein kinase C binding; translation regulator activity
Source: RefSeq, a predicted model, not a curated record